This is a messenger RNA of Centropristis striata (black sea bass), 2632 nucleotides long. RefSeq names its product Josephin domain containing 1 (gene josd1). The transcript is spliced from 5 exons. Bases 709 to 1512 code for a protein of 267 amino acids. Gene Ontology annotation, biological process: protein deubiquitination. Gene Ontology annotation, molecular function: cysteine-type deubiquitinase activity. Lineage: Eukaryota; Metazoa; Chordata; Actinopteri; Perciformes; Serranidae. The record is from RefSeq and is a predicted model, not a curated record.
CAGAAAGAGAGAGAGAGAGGGCUAUACUAGGGGAAAACUGGCAAAGACAAAGGACUGAUCAGCCUUUAGGGGACCAGAAGAGAGCGGAAUCUGUUUUUUACACCGGUUUAUGGUAGUCCUGGUGGUCCAGCAGCGGCGGGAGGCGUCCAGGUUUGUGCCCAGCAUCAAAUCCACGUUGUAUGUGCUCCAGUGGAAGUUACGCUUCAUGGUCAGCAGCCUGGUGAUGGAAAGAACUGCAAAGCUAUAGGCUUGUUGACUGGAUGGAAAGAGCUGUCAACACACAGAGACGAUGGAGGAAGUGGAAACGCACAGAGAGCAGUGUCAGUUUGACUGACGACACCCUGCCGUCGCGGUGCUAGAGGAGUAAUCUUCCAUUCGGGAGCAUCUGGAGUAUCUUUGUUUGCAUCUUGGGUUCCAGUUUUUACCCCCUUCCUGCUGUUGACCUUUCUCCACAUCUAUUCUUUAGAGAGCUGUAGCAGGUGUUAAACAGCAACAGGUUUUAAUUUACCUUCCAACCCCCCCCCACCUCCCCCCUGCAACCAUACACAGACGCACAAAAGCCCCUCUCUUCCAAGCGGCUGAGAGGUUGCUAUGGCAAUGGUUGUGAUGCUGCUGAUGUAGCGUCCUGAAGGUAGUAGUUGUGGAGGUAGUGGAGGAGCUGGAGGAGGAGGUGGCGGUGGCGGCGGUGGUGGUGGUGAAUGUCCAGGGAUGGGAAGCGCUCCGUAUCCAGCCAGUGAGUGGAAAGGGAAGGGGCGAGGCGGCCUGCAGGAGCUGGGCUGCAUGCGCUGGAAGGUCGGCAAGCAGAAAGGAGGAGGAGGAGGAGGAGGAGGAGGAGGGGAGGUGGUGGUGGUGGGAGUGGAGGAGAGGAGGGAUCCCCCAGACUCUCAGCAGCAGCAGCAGCAGCAGCAGGAUCUCUCAUCCUCCUCUUCCUCCCUCACACCCCCGCUGCCUCCUCAACCCUCUCUGACACCUCCAGCCAUCUAUCAUGAGAAGCAGCGGAGGGAGCUGUGCGCGCUGCACGCGCUCAAUAACGUCUUCCAGGACGGGACGGCCUUCAGCAGGGACACGCUGCAGGAGAUAUACCAGAGGCUUUCUCCCAGCACUCUGGUGACACCUCACAAGAAGAGCAUGCUGGGAAAUGGGAACUACGAUGUAAAUGUCAUCAUGGCCGCCCUGCAGACCCGAGGGUUUGAGGCAGUUUGGUGGGAUAAAAGAAGGGAUGUAGGCAGCAUCGAGCUGUCCAACGUGACGGGCUUCAUUCUGAACGUGCCAUCCAACCUGCGCUGGGGUCCGCUCCGGCUGCCGCUCAAACGCCAGCACUGGAUCGGAGUCAGAGAGGUGGGAGGAGUCUACUACAACCUGGACUCUAAGCUGCGCAGCCCUCAACACAUCGGCAACCCGGAUGAGCUCAGGAAGUUUCUCCGCCAGCAGCUGCGAGGGAAGAACUGUGAACUCCUAUUGGUCGUCUCGGAGGAAGUGGAGGCACACCAAACAUGGCGGUCUGACGGCUAAGCGGCCCCGUCGCAGCUCCAAAUCAGCGAGCCAAUCACGGAAUGAACGGGAGAGGAAGUACAGUCGUGCACAGCCAAUCACACGGAUGCACACUUUGCAGAUGUAUUUUCCCGCCUUUUUUUUUGGGUUUUGUUUACACAGGCAUUGCUGGACUCUUCUGAGAGACGCAGAGCAAUGAAGGAAGCAAACACUUUACAGGGAGAACCCGAAAAUCACAGUCCUUCACUCACAACACAGUUAAGACUUAUACAAAGUUAUUAUUAUUCUGUUUCUGCUAUUCUUGUGUUUUUAUAUAUAUGGACUAUUUUUCAAUGUCGGUUUUGAUCUGUUGAUUUUUUUUUUUUUUUUUUUUACUGUUCAAGUUUCCAAAGUGAUGGGAGUUGAGGCUUUCUGAAAACGCUGUGUUUAUCUGCUGUCUCCCUCAGUAAUCCUCCCCGCUUCAGUCAUGAUGUUCACUGACGUGUCUUCGUGUUUCUGUCCGUCUCGUCGUGAGUCUUUCUCUUCGUACCUCUUCGUCCUUCACUUUCACCAAAGCGUGCCCUUUCUUGCCUCGAUGUGACUCCAUCUCACUCCUCUAAAGCCCCAUUUUCCAUAUCACAGGUUUAAAAAAAAAAAAAACGGCGAUUUAUCGAGUUGCCAACUUCGUAUUUCAUCCACUCAAACCCAAACACUUGUGGCACAGUCUGAGCCUAACACUGUACCGAGGCUGUGCCGACUCAACAGUUUUAUAUGCAACAAAGCAAUGCAACACCCAGGCCAAGCACGCCCUCUAGUGGAUGUUUGCCUCCGUUUCCUUUCAAGGAUUUAAAACCGUUUCACAUUCAAGAGUGCUUAUCAUCGAGGAUAUAAUGCAAUACUUGCGAUUAUUAUUAUAUCUCCCAGUGGAAUUAUACUGUAUCAUGAUAUAUUAUUUAUCAAAUUAGGGUGAUAAGAGCACCUUUUUCCUAAACUGUUCUCUAAGCAGAAGUUGGCCAUACUUUGUAUUACCCUGCACAGUUCCAGCAUGACCGUGAAUCUGUAAUUUCAGUCGAAAAAACACUCAAAGUCACCUUAUAAUCUUGCUCUGGAGCUUUCAACCACAUGACUGUCCUCAUCAAUCCGUGUAUCAUUCGUUCUUUUC